This is a messenger RNA of Magnolia sinica, 1455 nucleotides long. Its product is annotated as fructose-1,6-bisphosphatase, chloroplastic. NCBI's taxonomy places the organism in Eukaryota, Viridiplantae, Streptophyta, Magnoliopsida, Magnoliales, Magnoliaceae. Gene Ontology annotation, molecular function: fructose 1,6-bisphosphate 1-phosphatase activity. The coding region runs from base 105 to 1340 and encodes 411 amino acids. Gene Ontology annotation, biological process: fructose 6-phosphate metabolic process; sucrose biosynthetic process; fructose metabolic process. Gene Ontology annotation, cellular component: cytoplasm; cytosol. The transcript is spliced from 4 exons. The record is from RefSeq and is a predicted model, not a curated record.
AAAAUCCCGAAAACCAAAACACCAGAAAAAAAGAAAAAGAAAAACAGACAACACAAACACCUGCACGCACACCUUAGCUAGUAGUAGCUAACGGUGCCACAGCAAUGGCCGCUACAAUUUCCACGUCUUCUCAUCUCCUCCUCUCCGGCAGCACCCGUUCCAUCAUCCGUCUAUCACCGGCCCGCCUCGGUGGCAUCUUAGACAACAAGUCUCUACCAUGUCUCAGCAAGAAAAACAUACACUGCAGCAGCAACGUGGCACAAAUCCGAUGCGCGGCUGUUGGGACCACAUCAGAGUCGGAGACUAAGAAGAAAAGCGGGUACCAAAUCCAAACGCUUACGAAUUGGCUGUUGAAGCAAGAACAAAACGGGGACAUUGAUGCUGAGCUGACGAUCGUCCUCUCUAGUAUAUCGACGGCGUGCAAGCAAAUCGCAUCGUUGGUCCAAAGGGCCGGCAUCUCGAACUUGACUGGCGUGCAGGGCGCCGUGAAUAUUCAGGGAGAAGAUCAAAAGAAGCUCGAUGUCGUGUCCAAUGAGGUGUUCUCUAAUUGCCUGCGAUCGAGUGGACGGACAGGGAUCAUUGCAUCUGAAGAAGAGGACGUACCCGUCGCCGUGGAAGAGAGCUACUCAGGCAACUACAUUGUGGUGUUCGACCCGCUAGACGGGUCUUCCAACAUCGAUGCGGCCGUGUCGACCGGGUCGAUCUUCGGAAUAUAUAGCCCCAACGACGAGUGCCUUGCAGACAUCGGCGACGAUGAUACGCUCGAUCAAAUAGAGCAGAGGUGUGUCGUCAACGUCUGCCAGCCUGGCGACAAUCUACUGGCGGCGGGCUACUGCAUGUACUCCAGCUCAGUGAUCUUCGUCCUCACGAUCGGCAAAGGCGUCUUCGCCUUCACACUCGAUCCGAUGUAUGGUGAAUUUGUGCUAACUCAGGAGAACAUCCAGAUACCAAAGUCUGGUAAGAUCUACUCCUUCAACGAAGGCAACUACCAGCUGUGGGAUGAGAAUCUGAGGAAGUACAUGGAUAGUCUCAAGGACCCAGGCCCCACCGGCAAGCCUUACUCGUCCCGCUACAUCGGCAGCUUGGUGGGCGAUUUCCAUCGUACAUUGCUCUAUGGCGGCAUCUACGGGUACCCAAGAGAUAAGAAGAGCAAGAAUGGGAAGCUGAGACUCUUGUAUGAGUGCGCGCCGAUGAGCUUCAUUGUAGAGCAAGCUGGUGGGAAAGGUUCUGAUGGGCACCAGAGAGUACUCGAUAUCCAUCCUGAGGAGAUACAUCAACGUGUUCCUCUUUUCAUUGGAAGUGUGGAGGAGGUGGAGAAAGUUGAGAAGUAUUUGGCAUGAUAUUCCAAACCCAAAAAUGUAAUUCAGUUUAUUAAGUUGUUGUACUACAAUUCCUUUGAAAAUGUACUUGAAAUUCGUUUUCAUACAGAAAGAUAAGGAGCCAAUGUUCAGUCUA